GUCUAUUGGUGAACUUGAGCGAGGCUGAUACAUUUUUACACAGUCCUAGAGGUUCAAACAACCGCUUGAAUGGAGCGAACGUUAAUAGGGGAAACAAUAAUCGAAUGUUCGAUUCUCAGGUGAGUUUCUAUAGCCUCAAAUAUUCGCAUUCCGUCCAUUCGUCUAAUCAUAAACAUUUAUUGCAAUAUCGGUUGGGAUUAGUUAGUUACGAUUGAUGCGUGAUAAGGCUUAUGUUUUAAUGAAGAAGGAAAAUAAUUGUAGUACACAGAGAAAGACCCUCAACACACAGACGAGAACCAGCGAAACUAUAUACUUACUGUAAAUGACUUGGACUAACCGCAACAGCCACCCAUGCAGACUUGUGUGUUUUUUUGUAAACAACUUCACAAGACUAUACAUUUUUAUAUAUUUUUAGAACAACGCUAAGGGUGGUUACAAUGUAGGCGACAAAGAUCAAAAAUCAAACAGCGAGGAGACACAAUUUAACAUGGUAAGUCAACAGCUGUGGGCUACUGUGAGACUUUAUAAGGCUGAAUAUUAAAAUAAACAUCUCUCGCACCAAUUUUUAUCCACACGUAGGAUAAAACCUUGUGCACUAUUUUGAAUUGCAAAACGUUUUAAAAGUAUAGUAUAAUUCAACGUUAUAAAACUGUUUUUAUAAAUUGUGUGUUAAUAUUAGGCAUGCAUGCACUGCUUAUUCGGAAUAACUUUUGUUCUAUAUUCGCUGGGGGUUAUAAAAUUCUAUAGAUGUUAUAUGAAUACCACUAGGCAUUACGCUUCGUCAUUUGAAUCUAUACACAUGCAUACUACAUAUAGGUUGGAAAAGGAUUAUUCUUGCAGCAUUAUUGCGUUUUAUAUGAGUACAACUAUAGUCCAAAGCAGCACUCUUGUUUUCCUUAUUCUUAAAUCUAUAAUAUUCUUGGAAAAUAAAAUUUGCACCAAGCAUGCAUGUAUUCUAUACAAAAAUUGCCAGAACUGAACUAUCCGAUUGUUGAUUAAGAAUUGAUUCAGACAAAUAAUGAUAUGGCUUGAUAACGUUACCCUCGUGCAUAUAUUUACAGAAUAUCGCGGAAAUUUAUGUCGGUUCCAGUCAAGUGACCACUGGUUUGCCAAAUCGCAUCCGAAACUGCAAAAUUCGCAAACAUUGAGCAAAACCAAUUCUUAUCAGUAUACAACUCCCAUGCAUUAUAUUCCAGCUCUUAAAUAUUUUAAUCAUUCGCAACACACUGUGCAUCUAAACGUUCAGAAAGCAUCCUAAAGUUAUGAAAUAUUUUCAGAACUAUUUUCAAAGUGGCGAAGGCUUUGCAAGUACUUCAGGUCUGACAGGAAAGUCUCAGCUUACAAUUGAGUGGACCAAUCAACAUGGCUGUAGUGAUCGAGAUUUAAACUGUAACUUUGUUCUUCAAUACCGAUGUCAAGAUGACGCAAACAAUCAGAAGUUGAAUCAACACUCAAUGAGGAAUGGUAAGAAAAAUGUAACUCCAUCGAAAACAGGGAACCAAACGUUUCCUCCCUCAUUGCUGAGUUUAUGCUUCAAGUAUUAAUUGAUAAAUUAUUUAAAUAAGGAUUUCUUUCGAGGACACUAUAAUAUAAUUGCAGUCGAAUAACCUUGUUAACAAAUAAAGGAUUGUGCUUAAAUGCGUUUUAAUCCUGGAUUUAAAUUAAUGCCAUGUAUAUUAAAUUUCUCCAAGGUAAGGUAACCACUACUCCAAAUUAUAGCGGUUCUCGCAAGUACACCACACGCGCAAAACAAGAACUAUUGGUUGAAUCGUGAUUCAGUCAGUUAUACCCGAGGUCUUCAUGAAUCCUGGGAAUGGUAUGAUAAAUGCACCAAAAGAAGCCGUAAUCAAGGUGAGUUCUAUAUAUGAAAACAAACAGGCUAAAAAUAGUCCAUAUAUAGAUAGUCCACUAGAAUAACGCUAUAGAGUAAGAAAAAUAUAUGGCAUUGGCGAGGGCAAAGUCAAGUCCGAAACAUUUGCGAAUAUAUAAAUUUCAAUUGGACAAGUGUAUCUCUAGGUCAAUGAAAACAUUACCUUUUGAUAUAAAAUAUAAACAAAGUUUUGGAUAGUAUAUCAAGGAAAUGCAUUUUCGAAAAUAAUCUAUAAACCUGUGGUCAGGGUCGGAUUAUUCUAACGAAAUUUUAUCAGUGCACAAAAGCGAGAAGAAUGAUAAAAUUUAUAUAAAUUCAGCGACAUUUUCGAAAAAGUUCUGACUGCCCUACAUGAGUGCAUAUACUCUGGUUCCGCAACUUAAAGUUUACCGCUGCAUGCAUGUCACCAAUUAUAUGCAGAAAAAUGAGCCAAAAUCACCGCUAAUGAGCCCACAUGUACAUUCUGCAUAUUCUAUUUCGUGCAAAAAUAUACACAUUUUCACUUUUUUUGAAUCGCAUGGAAAAACAAAGCAAUAUUUUUCAAGAUCUAGUCUUUCGCUCUCGAGAAAAUAGAUUAAUCUAUGAACUGUUGAUUGUGUCACCAAGCAACGUCAAAAAUCCCAAAACAAAAUAUAAUUGUCACUGAACAAAUCUCAUUUAUCACUAUACAAAUUGGUUAUCACUGCACCUUAAAAUAAUCCCUGCCUGUGGUUGCCUUAAUAAAUUUAUUUUUCCUUCAGAUGGUGUCAAAAUCUUCGUAGACAACUUAGACAUCAGCAAAAACAUUUAUUAUUGACAUCCCUUUGCAAGUUCAAAACAUCACAUUCUUAGCUGGUUAAUAUAAUUUGCUAAAAACAUUGUAAAUUUUUCCUGCCAACAAAAGCUCAAAAGUUCAAGUCCCAAACGAAACAACUACUCAUGCGUCAGUGCAUCACCACAGCAAUUAAGCUUCUUUCUAUUCCGUACUUUACGUUUAUUUUACUUCGUUUUGAAUAUUUUAAACGACAAGUUUUUGUUUGAAAUCCGGCUCUCGUAGGGCAACAAAAAUACUAUAUUGCCCAUGUGAGUAAUACGGGAAAAUCCUGCCUCGUCAGCAUUAAUUAACCAAUCCAAUUACGCGGUUAAUUACGCGGAACAACUAUAAUGAUGCAUGACAAUUUUGUUGAAUGUUCUUUCUCUUAAUAUAUAGGACUCUUCACAGCUGAUCAAAAACUGAAGGGUAAGACAAGUAUUUACACUCGUCAAAAUGCAAAUGGUGGUCGUAGUGGUUAUGAAUGUCCCGAGGAACGAGAUUACUAUCCUUACUGGCAUCCUACAGACUGGAUUGAUAUAGCGGUGUUUGCUUAUAAUGAAAGCAUGUGUAAAUAUUAUCGGAAAGAAAGUUUCAAUGUCAAAAACAAAGGUUAGCCUGGUAAAACUACUGUUAUUAACUGACGUAAUUUUCCAAUAUAGCUAAAGUUUUUCUAAUUAAGAUUGAUCAACGAAUUAGGUAUGAUUAAUUCUAGCAUUAAAGAUGAAUUCCACUCCGUUCUGCGCAUCAGUUCUCCUCAUAACAAAGGGGGACCCAGCAGAUAUAAACGUUGCACAAAUUUUGCAUUUUUCGAACUUUCGAACCAGAAAAGUGUUAGAUAUUCAGUUAGUAUAUCAUAUUUUACAAAUAUAGCAAUUCAAAACAUAAACAAAGUUCGCACAUGCGCACAGAAGUGGACUUCAUCUUUAACAUUUCUAUAAUGAGAUCUAUGUUCUUUCUCAGUGUUUUGAAUUACAAUGAAAUAAUAGUGUAUUUCACAACAAUCGUCAUAAGAUUUCUAUUAAGAGCACUUACUGUUUAUAUUACAUCUACUAAAAUCUGAUCUAGGUGAAAAACAAUGAGAUAAUCAAUUUGUUAACACGGGUUGACUGAUAUUUAAAGCGAGGUUUUGAUCUUUUUGGAAAUUAAAUUAGUUUUUUUUAUUGCUUUUUCGCAGGGGAGUGUCUUCAAUACUACCCAUCGAAAGCCAAUGGUUUCCGCCAUGACUCGGUUUAUAACAACGAAAUUGACUGCAAAAAAAAUAAAGGGUUCUGGAUUUCAUUCAGCAACUAUUUAGAAGAAUACCCCAAGUAUCAAACAGAAGCAAAAUGUAAAGCUAAAAGCUCUCGUAAACUACCUCUUAAAUGGGACAUUCCUUACCGCUCUGAAGAUAUUGAUAAUUUAAAAACGACUGGUGAUAAUGUGAAGUCAUUAAAACGUUGUUUGGUCGCACUUGAUGCACCAGAAUGCACCAAAGCUCCAUACACAAGAUCAAACCAUUUAGGAAAUGUCCAAGGUAUCGUUCCUUUCCGUUACACUUGGGCUCUUCCACAUUUCCCGUCUGGUCGUGUACAAAGAUGCGUCCUGAGAUUGAGGUUAGUUAUAAAGUUGUAAUAAUUUUUCAACACCUAUAUAAUCACUUUUUUAAGUAUACGAAUUUAAUAAAAGACUUUUAGUAGCAGGAAUUUAGGGAAAGACAAUGCAGGAACUUCGUUACAAGAGAAAUAAUUUAGACCUUUUGUAGAUGCUGUUUUUUCAACUUUCAUUAAUCUUUUCUGUCUUUCUGAUCAUGAGGAUCUGUGUAAUUUGGCGACAUUGUAUAGCAGGGCGAGGGGUUUCUGCAUGCAUAUAAUUCUGGUAGACCAGUUACACUAGUUACAUGUAUACUUCGUCGAUAACGUGUGAAUGUUAGAAACAACAGCGAACAUAUAUGAUAGUGUACAAAAUUCCACUCCUUGUCAAAUUUCGCUGAAAAGGGCGCUUGUGCCAGUUGUUCUCCGCAUCAAAAAACGGAGCAAGAGCGCGCUUUACUUACACCCACUAUACAAGUGUCCUGGUAACGACACACAAUUCAAUCUUCGUUCUAAAUUAGGAAUGAACAUUUUUGUGGCUCAUUUUCUUAAAAUUUCACAUACAAUUUAAUCAAAAUGAAAUAAUUAACUGCGAGCUUACAAUAUUAAAAAAAAUUCUGAAACACGUUUCUGAAUAAUUUUCUUUCAGGUCCAUUUUGCUAUGAUGUUAAAUAACCUUUUUUCUCCUCUUUCCGUUGGUUAGGUACAACAUUUCCACUGGAGAUUAUCCACCAUUUAACACAUUUAGUGAUGAAAAUGACAAUCCGUAAGUAUUCAAGAUGUCUCACAAUCAUGACCUUGAACCCUCUAACAACUAAUUAUGUGUGGCUUUUCGAAAGGCGAUGCUUGUUGGGCUAGUAUUCCAAAGGUGGUAGGUUCGAUUCUCACCGUGGUCGGGCAUAUUUUUCAUGCUUGCCCGGUGUGGAUACACACUCAGAGUAACAUCACAAGCAUCAUAUUCACCUGAGUACAUUACACCAACACAGAAAAAAAUCAUGAUUAUUAGAUAACAUUGAUAUCCAAGGAACUAGAUUCUGUUCCGAAAUAUCAGAUACUUGAACCGACCAGACCACGUAGAUCAAUUGGCAGAGCAUUGGGCUAGUAUUCCAAAGGUCGUAGGUUCGAUUCCCACCGUGGUCAGGCAUAUUUUUCGAGCUUGCCCGGUUUGAAUAUACCCUCCGCCGCCCCCCCCCCCCGUCGCCAAAAAAUUUUCGGUCAGUGUACCAUUUUAGGGGUAAAACUUUUUUCAGGAGUAAAAAAUUUUCCCGACAAGUACGUUGCAAUUGCUUUCCAGGGACUUUAUCUCAUUUUUUAUGACAUAUUUCGGUACUUAGCCCAAGAAAACAGAUAUCUUGUCCUUUGCGCGGAAAUGUUUAACACGCAAAAAAGACUGCGGCCCAACAAAAAUUUUUCAGGGCUCCGCAGCACCUCGGAGCCAGGGGCAACCUUCCCCCCUCUCUGUGGCCCUGACACUCAGAGUAACAUCACAAGCAUCAUAUUCACCUGAGUACAUUACACCACACAGAAAAAAAACUUUUGAACUGGUAAUAAUUAUUUCAGCCAAAUCGUGUUACACAAGUUAAACAUGACUGGUAAAUUAAUAUAUACCAGCAUGUACUUGUCCAAAAUACAUGCAGGCAAUAAAACAACCAAUUGAAAACAAAAUUAAAGAGAUGGCAAAAAUAGUUGUACGUAAAUGAUUUUGCAGCCUAAAAAUGGGGAAAUGAAAAGUAAUUUAUAUAUAGUGAUAGAAGAGUCAAGCAUGUAAACCGAGCGAAGCAUUAUAGUUUAGAAACUAGACAUUUAAUGGCAACCGCAUGAGAAGCUACUAUAAGAUAUAAGAUAUAUUUGGUUAAUUUCGUUUUUGUGCACCUUCCUUUGUAAUGUAUAAUUUUAAAAUAUAUAAUACCUUAACAAACUUUCAUUCGUAAGUCUUACAUUAGUCUCAGGUUGUUUUCCAAAACUUCCGGUGCAAUAACUAUUGUAAUAAAGCAAGCCUAUUCUCAAAGAGAUUAUUACUUUUUAUAAGGAAUGCGGGUGUACAUUCUCCAGUCCAAAACAAUCCAAAAGUUAAAGUUGGUGCUAUUCAGUUACCAUUACAACUUGCCAUCAACACCGCCCAAUUUGGACGUACUUUCCAAGAUCGAUCUCAUUUAUUCAAGCUCCUACCCAGGCCUAUAAAGGUGAAUGAUAAUGACGUCAUCUAUAAUCUGAACGUACGAGGAAAGCGCGGGAAUAUCGUGCAAGCUUUUCCAGCGGUAGAAUACGACUUUAUCCCGAAACGAAUGACUAUUUCUAGCGCAAGUCUUGUGCAUAUCCAGUGGACUGGUAAGUUUCGAUUACAUAAAAAAUUUAUUACAUUGUAUAUGACCUUCAUGAAAAAAGAUAUUAGAUAAUGAGGUCGUCAUUUCCUGCUGAAAUCGGGAAAACGGUUGUCAUCAUAUUUUUCAGACCGACGUUCUCCCGAAUAGGCCAUGACGUAUUCGGGAGUACAUACAUUGUACUAUGACUGAGUCACAAAGUAGGCACUGUUGUAGCCGGCGCGCAAAUGACAAAUUUUGUAUAUUUUGUCAAUUACUGGCAAAAAUUACAACACAGAAUAUACAUGUAACUUGGGUUAUAAUGAAUUCGAUUUUUUUCUCUUUGGCCAUCCUUUUUGUAAUCUAGCUCUUCAGUGCAUGCGGGAAUUAUCGCAGCAUUUUGAUUUGUUCCUGAGCGGUCGGAAACCAAUGUUCAAUUUAACCUGAGUAUCAGGCCCUCGGUAUUGAAAGAGGGCCUGACACGAAACGCCUCAAAAGCCAUGUUCAACAUCCAGAAUCUGGAUGUUAUGCUGAUUGGCUAAGAGACGAUAAAACGCAUCAUGUGAUUCAAACCGGAAAUAUAUGACCGGCGUAUGUAAACACCAAAAAUAGAAUUUGUAAUUUUGUCAAUAUACUGUUAAAAGUGCUUUAUUUCUGAAAUUUAUUUUCAAUUAAUUAAGCCUAAAAAUGACAAAAUAAGUACGAAAAGACGUUGAAAACGCUUUUGCAGCAACAUUUUACUCGGUAUAAAACUAAAACUACAUAGUCAUAGUAGAAAGCGUGUCUAAGUAUCUCGCCGUAAUAGUCGCCGUAGAACGAAAAUAUGUGGAUGUCGGAAAUUUUCAAAUAUUUAGUUCCAAAAAGCUGAAGCCUUAUUUAUCAGUUUAUUGCCGAGCUGUUUUCCAAGACCUGCAAGGAUAUGGUAGUCAGCUCGCUCGAACUAAUAUGCCAACAUCAGGCAGAAAUUGAAGACAAUAGCCGCUGUGUCAGACGCAGUUGAAGCGAAUAGCUGUCUCGAACAAACUAUUAACAUGACACGAGGACCGAGGAAGAAGAAAUCCUAUUCAGAGCGCCGAAUGUUGUCUCUUUAGACUCCUGGAAAAAGCCAUCGAGAUAUGGUUCCCCGAAUAAGGCAUAGUUUACGCUUAGAAUUCCAUCAUGUGGAUAUUUCGACAAAAACAUACCGAUUUUUCUCCGUAUUUAUUCAAAUUUAUAUAAAACUGCAAAUAACGAAAUUUGCGUAUUUACAUACCUGUAGCGGACAACCGGAAAUAUGCUACAACCGGAAAUAAUUUUAAUUGGCUGAUAUUCUGGGGGUGGAAAGCCCGUAGAGGCGAAUUGUGUCAGGCUCUCUUCAAUACCGAGAGCCUCAUACUCAGGUUAUGUUCAAUUUGACAUGUACAUCUUUAUCCAUUUCACAAAUUAAAAUAUGUGCUCUUCGAAUGGAAAUGAAUAAGUAUAAAAAUAUUUACAAGAGUUACAGUGUACAUAGGCAAAGAAACAAAUAAUUAUAAUAAAAUAAUUAAGAAAUUUUAGAUUUAAACUCAGCAAGAGAUUGAGCUCUAGCGAUUUCGACGGGUAUGUCGUUCCAUAGGGUAGCCCUCGAUAAGUAAAGCUCUUCUCUAAGGACUCAGUUAAGGGUCUCGGAGCAAACGUUUUAUGACCAGAGCCUCGCAAAUUGUGUUCGUGUAUCACAGAAGUUGCAGUAAUUUUGUUGACAAGUAACUAGGAACCAUGUUAUUAACAGUUUUGUACAUAAAAGUUUUAAACUAUUGAGUGCGUCUGGUUUUAAGGUUGUUCCAAUUCAAUGACGUUAAGAUAUCUUAGGACCGAAUGUUGUAAUCAGAUUCAGUAAUAAUUCCUGCAGCCCUAUUCUGUAAGCUCUGUAGCUUUUGUACAAAACACUUGCCUAAGCUAUCCAAAACAGUGUUACACAAUAACCAAAGUGUGGCUGUAGUAAAGAGUUGUAGUCUAAAUGAAGACAUGAGUUGGCUGUGGAAUUGAAGCAAUGAUUUUAAGUCUUCGUAAAUCUCCACUCACCUUGGAGACUUUGGAGAUAGACGCUACCGCUCAUCAUCACCACGAAGAUGGAUGCUAUACCGCUCGGUCAUACAUAUACAAACGAGAAAUGGUUCAUGCAUGCACUCGGCAACUAAUAUCCUCCGGUCAGGAUCACUCGCCUAGUCAAUAACAUAUAUAUCAUAUAGCUAUACAUGUCAGCAAUUGCGUUAGAAAUGCAUCAAAAACUGCAUCGUGUACCACCUUUUUUAAUCCAUUCUUUAACAUUAUAUAAACUCGGUGAAACUGGUUUUAAAAUCACCAUCUUUUUCUUUCAAAGGAUCAAAUACCAAUCCUAGUGGCAAUGCCGGACAGGGAAAGGCAGGUAUGUUUAGUUAACUAUAUCCGCUAUACGAUUUUUCCUACAAAUGUAGACAAUGUGAAAAAUCAUAACAGUAAAUUAACAAACAUCUCAAAUUUUCCGUGCGAGUAGUCCUUGAACACAUCUUUUUCGUGAAUAAAGUAGUAAAAUAAUUUAUUAACUGACUGCAACUACGUAGUAAAUUUUCAAAUUUUUUCUUUGUAAUGUCUAUGCAGGUACAGAUCGUCACAACAUGGUGGAAAUGGCAGACCCUUCUGUGAACUAUCCUUUAACAUCAGAAAAGCCAUUAAAAAUGUUCACCAACGCUGAAAUCGUUUGGAGAAGUGAUGAAGGAACGGAGACUAAACAAGAUCUUAUUUUAAGUAUGGCUUCCUCUGGCUACUACAACAGCAUGACACUCUGUCAGGCUUCUCCACAGAAAACAGCGUUUAAUGACGAGUUAAACAACGCUCCAGCAUCUUAUCGUGGCAUGCUAUUGAGGUUUGCACCAGGAGAAUAUAACUACAUGUGUACAAGAAACAACAACUUCAGUAAUCGUAACCAGAAAGGAAGACUCGUGGUCAGAAAUGUACCAGGGAGCAAGCUAAGCAAGAAGUAA
Molecule: messenger RNA, 9509 nt
Organism: Paramuricea clavata
Lineage: Eukaryota; Metazoa; Cnidaria; Anthozoa; Malacalcyonacea; Plexauridae
Source: the annotation of a GenBank genome assembly